AUGGGUUCUCUUUACAGCUUUGGUUUCAACGCGUUUGGUCAAGUCGAUCCUGACAGCAACCAGAAAAAAGCAACCCACCAUGACGUGUCCAAUGUACUCUUCACAACCUGGGAAUCCACCGUCAUUUCAACUGGCGAAUUGCAGUGGUGGGGUUAUCAACCGAUGCAAGACAAUGGAUCGUCCUUGAAGGCUUUGACUGAUUGGGGAGAUCGCUGCAUAAGACGCAUGUUCGGUGACCUUAACUUGUGUCUCGGUGCUAUUGAUGACCACGGCAACGUUUGGUAUCGCGUAUUGGGGUCGACAACGAAUCCUAUCCAGCUAUUGGCGUCCGAAGCACAGGAUGCAGUCUAUUGCUCUGCACUUGAAGCCAUCUAUAUUCUUACAGUGGAUGGUAAAGUGGAUCACUACAAGAUGCAAAAAGAAGAUGAUAAGGUGGCAUUCAAGCUGGUGGCUCGAUUGACUACACUUCCACGUGUGUAUUCCCUUGCAGCCUCUGCAACGCAUGUUUUGUUUUAUACAGCUGGCAUGGAUCCAAUCUAUUCGCUUGGCAGCAAUCGAUUUUCACAACUUGGAUUUGAUACAUCGACAAUACAAGCCUUAGCUACACCAACACCCAUCGACUAUUUUAGUGGACUUGGGAUGAUGGAUCCUAAUCAUCAAGGAAUGGUGGCCUGUGGUUUAUUUCAUUCGGCUGUUGUAUUGGGUGGCGAGCUAUAUACCUUUGGAUGGAACAAGGAUGGUCGACUUGGUUGGGGUGACAACGACGACGAUGACAACGAUGUUAUAUCACCAGCCGUGUUUCUUGAUCCAAAAGGAGAUCCUAUACAAGAGGACAUCAGUAUUGUGCGAGUCGCAUGCGGAGCAGCGCAUACUUUAGCUAUGGAUGAUCAUGGAAGGGUAUGGAGUUGUGGCAGUAAUAAGUAUGGUCAAUUGGGAAGGAAAACAUCGUGGCAAUGUCAGGAGAUCGGCAAGGAAGACAACAAUGAUGAUCAUGACACGACAUUUCGGCAAGUCACCAUUCUUCCACCCGAAUCAUAUGCCAAGAAUUGCUUUACAGGGCGAUGGUCGUCAUUUAUUCUGAUGUAA
Lichtheimia ornata is the source of this 1086-nucleotide messenger RNA. RefSeq lists its product as uncharacterized. The coding region runs from base 1 to 1086 and encodes 361 amino acids. The transcript is spliced from 5 exons. Lineage: Eukaryota; Fungi; Mucoromycota; Mucoromycetes; Mucorales; Lichtheimiaceae. The record is from RefSeq and is a predicted model, not a curated record.